GUUAGACCCAUUUUCUCACGGGCGCCCUUACCGCCGCUCUCCGUCAAGGUUUUGCUUCAUUUUAUUUUCCACCGUGGAAACCAAACGAGACAACGGAACAAAGUAGUUCGCCGUUUUCCGUGCGGAAAAGACGUCCAGUUCCUUCAGGCUACAAGUAAGGCAUGGGCUGACGGAAAAGGACCAAUCACAUGACGUGAUGUUGGCCCGUAACUGCUUCCUCCUCCUGGUGGUGGCGAGUGGGACAGUACUGACCAUCGUCAGUUUCAGCCUCCAGUUCUUCAGUGAAAUCACUACGACUCCUGUUGUGGAGGAGAAACGUCUCCAGGCUGCAAAUGGAGCUGUCGGUGUGUCUCAAGUCAAGAGCAGAAAGCGAUUGUUUCCGGUGCCUCAAACUCAGAAGCCCAACCUCAUACGUGAAGCUUUUGGCUACUGCAACAUUCCAAAUCGCACUGAACAAGCAUGGGAAGGUCACAGUCCGGCAGACUAUACGCUGCUGUCUGUCCAGAUAAUGAUUCGCCAUGGGGACCGUUACCCUCUCUACUCUAUUCCCAAGACCAAGCGGCCAGCCAUCAACUGUACCCUGUCAAUUACCAGGAAUCCUUCGCACCCUCUGUUGAGCGCCUUCAUUAGACACAUGGGCCAAGGAGGCCGUGGGCACUGGGAGUCUUCUUUGGCUUCUGUCCCUCGCCUACCCAACCACAGCGCUUGCGAGAUGGGAGAGCUCACACAAACAGGUGUGGUGCAGCACUUACGUAACGGACAACUCCUCCACCAAGCCUACCAGCACCACCGCCUUGUCCCCUCCAACUGGUCACCUCGCCAGGUGUGGGUAGAAACUACAGGCAAGAGCCGCACUCUUCAGAGCGCACUUGCCUUCCUCUACGGCUUCAUCCCAGAAUUCGACUGGAAGAAACUGACCGUGCGUCACCAGUGGAGCACUCUGUUCUGCGGCUCCGCCUGCGACUGCCCCGCCAGGAGCCGAUACCUGGAGGAGGAGCAGAGAAGGCAGUAUCGUCUCCGGGUGGCCGAUGCAGAACUCGACAGAACCUACGCCGACAUGGCACGCGCUUUGGGUAUUCCCACACGCAAUCUCAGAGCCGCAAACCCGAUAGACCCCCUGCUGUGCCACCUGUGCCACAACCUUCCUUUCCCAUGCGCGUCCGUGGAAGACGGUAGCGCAGGCGGGUGUCUAACAACAACUCAGUUCGCCGUGAUUCGACGGCAACAGCUGGAUGACGAGGUGGAUCGGAGAAGAGCGGGACUCUAUCGUAAGUACGCCAUCCUGGCUAUGUACCCCUACCUCAACAAAACCGCCGCCAAAAUGGAGCGCCUUGCCAAGGCAGGUAAACAAGCGGCGAAAGCGGGAGGAGACGACGUGUUCACCCUCUCCUCCGCCCACGACGUGACCAUGGCGCCUUUGCUGAGCGCCCUCGGUCUGGAGGAAGCCAGGUUCCCGCCAUUUGCCGCAAGACUGGUGUUUGAAUUGUGGAAGAGCCCCUUAGGGACUCAGGCAGAGAAGAAGAGAGUUCUCAGAGGUGAGAAGCUAAAAGUAAGAAACGGAGGAUAUUUCAUCAGGUUGCUGUACAAUGGAGAGGAUGUGACUUUCCACACCGCUUUCUGCAGCUCCAUAGUCCGCCGCGCCAGCCAGCCACUCUGUCCUCUGAAGAACUUCCUGUCUUUCGUCAGGAAAGACGUGUUCGUUGUUGUCAAUGCUACGUCCUACCAGGAGGCCUGCUUUAGGCACUGAAAGAUAGCCUGUCUUUACACUUUCGUUUUGUUGUCUGCUAGUGUGGUGUCAUAUGAAUACAGUGCUACCUUGGUUCUCGUACGCCCCCGUUUUGACAAAAUGGUAAAUGGGGUAUACUUGUAUAGCGCUUUUCUACCUUCAAGGUACUCAAAAGCGCUUUGACACUAUUUCCACAUUCACCCAUUCACUCACACAUUCACGCACUGAUGGCGGGAGCUGCCAUGCAAGGCCCUAACCACGACCCAUCAGGAGCAAGGGUGAAGUAUCUUGCUCAAGGACACAACAGACAUGACGAGGUUGGCUGAAGGUGGGUAUCGAACCAGGAACCUUCAGGUUGCUGGCACGGCCAUUUUCCCAACACCGCCACGCCGUCCCCCUAAGUACCCAAACAAAGAAUCUUACGCGUCUGUGACUCGGUCUGUGUACGUUUUUACAAGUACGACAGCAAAAUAAGCUACAGUGGGUCAUAAAAAAGGUUGCAAAUAGCAGCACUUUGAUAAAAAAAAAAGUUAGAAACAUGGAGUGGAAGAAAAAACAUGUAGUGUCAUCCCUUCCUCUCAAUUCAAUGAAGGUAAAAAAUGAUGUACAGUCAUGGUCAAAAGUUUACAUACACUUGUUAAGAACAUAAUGUCAUAGCUGUCUUGAGUUUCCAAUAAUUUCUACAACUCUUAUUUUUUUGUGAUAGAGUGAUUGGAGCACAUACUUGUUGGUCACAAAAAACAUUCAUGAAGUUUGGUUCUUUUAUGAAUUUAUUAUGGGUCUGCUGACCAAAUCUGCCAGGUCAAAAGUAUACAUACAGCAAUGUUAAUAUUUGGUUACAUGUCCCUUGGCAAGUUUCAUUGCAAUAAGGCGCUUUUGGUAGCCAUCCACAAGUUUUUGACCUUUCCUCUUGACCAAAUUGGUGCAGUUCAGCUAAAUUUGUUUGGUUUUCUGACAUGGACUUUGUUUCUUCAGCAUUGUCCACACGUUUAAGUCAGGACUUUGGGAAGGCCAUUCUAAAACCUUAAUUCUAGCCUGAUUAGUGCUGAAGAAUUUGGAGGUAAUCCUCCUUUUUCAUUGUCCCACUUAAAGCACCAGUUCCAUUGGCAGCAAAACAGGCCCAGAGCAUAACACUACCACCACCAUGCUUGACGGUAGGAGUGGUGUCCCUGGGAUUAAAGGCCUCACCUUUUCUCCUCCAAACAUUGUUGGGUAUUGUGGCCAAACAGCUCAAUUUGUGUUUCAUCUGAUAUCACAUGGACAAAGAUAAGACCUUCUGGAGGAAAGUUCUGUGGUCAGAUGAAAAAAAAAAAAAAAAAAAAAAUAUAUAUAUAUAUUAUUAUAUUAUAGAACUGAUAAUGUUUUUUUAAGUGACCAAAGUGACACACUUUUAUAAAACUCAUACUCAAUUUAUAAUUUUAUAGUAUUAUCAUAAAUCUGAUGUAUUGAAUUUUUGGUAUUGAAUGCUACAUACGAUAUUUUUAAACAAAAUAAAGUGGCUAGUGCACAAUAACCAAACAAAAACAACAACUACUAUUGGCUUAUCCAGAGACUUACUCCCAGACUUUGUAAACAGUAACAAAACCGAUCAAAAAAACAUAAAAUAAAAAAAAGAUUUAGAAAUAAUACAAAUAAUAAAAAGAAAAAAAUCAAUCUAAUUACUUUAGUAUGUUUUAUAUACUGAUACUAUACUAGGUAUCGGUGGUAUUUACAUCUGAAUCAAUCACCUCUGCUGCACAUUGAAGCUUUAGCAGUUAGCUUCUUGUGUUGUCCUGCUUGGUGUGUGUUUGUAUCAUGCUUAGCCAUUCCUUUUUCAAAAGUCCUCCAGUGAUAAUGGUACGUGGAAGAAAAUGUGUUUAUUUUCUGCCAUAGUAGUGAGGAUUAAUGUCUUGUGGACAGGCGACGCGUCCGUUGCAGCUUGCUUUCAAAUUCAGCAAGUGUCCUGGAUAGGCAGGCGCAGGCACCCCCUGGAAUUAACAUUUAACAUCUAACCUCUUGCAUGAUCGGGAUUGAAAACUAUAAUUCUCUAUCAAAUGUUCACAUUAUUUCUUACAGGUAAAAUUGAUUGGUACCAUUUAAAACCUUUUGGAACAGAUUCCUAACUGAAACCGAGGUACCACUGUAUGUAUUUCCACUCAGAUAUCUAGUGGUAAACGCUUCAAACAUGUCAAUGGGUAUAUUGUUUACAAUCAAUUCACUAACAACUCUACUUUGUUUUUACUUGUGACAUUGUUAUGGAGCUGCAGGUGUUAUUACCAAGAAGGUUGAGUUUCUUAAAUACAGUAAUAUGCAUUACA
Messenger RNA from Nerophis lumbriciformis (worm pipefish), 4023 nucleotides. It is a transcript of the gene pxylp1, whose product is annotated as 2-phosphoxylose phosphatase 1. Gene Ontology annotation, molecular function: phosphatase activity. Gene Ontology annotation, biological process: chondroitin sulfate proteoglycan biosynthetic process; dephosphorylation; glycosaminoglycan biosynthetic process. NCBI's taxonomy places the organism in Eukaryota, Metazoa, Chordata, Actinopteri, Syngnathiformes, Syngnathidae. Gene Ontology annotation, cellular component: Golgi apparatus. The record is from RefSeq and is a predicted model, not a curated record.